AUGGUUCGGGCCGCGCUAGGGGUCGUUUACCUCCUAGCGUCAGCCACGGCAAAUGGAUGGAACUUGUUGCAGCUUGGACUGCUGACUAGUACCAACUCCUCCGACGAUCUUAGAAACCGAACAGAAGCAGGCCCAAGGGACCGAGGCGGGCCAUCCCGCCCGGACCCUGGGCUUGGAAGCAGCAGAACUUGGGACUGGUGGAGUGUCGCCUGGGAUGGCGCCUACCAUUACGUCGGAAACAGCUGGUGGAUCAAAAUGUGGGUAAGGAUGCUGUUGCAGGUUGCAGAGAAUGGGAUAAGCUACUGUGGGACCCUUUGUGCCUCAAUUGGCUUAGCAGCCCGAUGGAGCUAUUGGCUCCUUACCGGGAUGGUCCUCGUCUUCUUGCUCCAGUUGCUUGUCUGGACCUACACGUGGGUCAUUCAUCCGACUUGGAUUCACUCCAGGGCCCUCUGGCGAUACUGCCAAGGGACAGGCACUUGGAGCGAUGUGACACGCUUGCAGGGGCAGAGGCCUUUCAUACCCGUCUGGAAAGGGCCGGGUACAGGAACACCAUGGUCCGCCUUGUACAUCCAGCGCGAGGUACGGGGAAGAGGACCGAAUCAGAAGCCAUUCGACCUCUUAGUUGCGGACGGAGCUGCUGUAGCGAGGCUUCGUCACGGGACUAUAAGGGGAAGAACGAAUCGGCACGGAUUCCUCUGCCAGUGUGAAGAGGUUCGAGCCUCGUCGCAUCGAUACCUCCGUCACCACAUAGAGACUGCCAACUGCACUGUCCACCUGUGCGCUCAAGACCCUUGCACCGCCCCUGAAGUUGCGCAGGUGCAUAUUAGGGCCAGCGCAACGGUCCCGCAGGACCGGGAGGUCAACCUGCAGGAACUAGCAGGAAGGGGCCCCUGGGGACGGUGCGCGGUGAUCACAAGCUUUUGCGGGAUACUUUGGUGCCGCUGUUUCGGCCGCAGCAUGGCGAGAUGCGGCCGAGCUUGGUGCUGGUGUCUGUGGUGCCGGUGUUGCCGUACGAGGCGAGUUUCUCGCCCGGAACGCGGCGCAGGGUACCAGGGCCAAAAACAUGAAGAUUCUGAGACAGAAUCCGAGGCGGAACUAGGCCCCGCGGGGCUGCACUGUCAAGCGGACCAGGUCGCUCUAGACAACUACGGCAAGGUAGUUCCUCUUGCUGCUGGACCAUGCAGAGACGUGGCCCGAGGUUGUCCCGUUGUGCUUCUACAAGCUGACCGAUCCAACAGCUGUCUUGAUGGAUUACCAACCACUGAAGGCGGCGAUCCCUGCUUUCAUGCCUGUGAGUACCACAGGUCCAUGUACCAGGGCUCGCUUCUGGGUCGAGCAUGUGCGGUGCAGGGGUGCCUGCAUCCAGUCACAGGGACCAGGAAGGGGGUCAACUUUUGCAAGUUGCACGGAGCCACAGAGGAGAAGCCCCGGGCCAAAGCCGCACCUAGGGCACGCGAAGCUUCACCGCCCCGGGUAGAUACCGACCAAAGGUCAGAGACCGCGCGUCAACCAGAGAGACCAGGAGUCAACGCGAUGCAGGGUGCGGUGGCUGACAAGGCAGACCUAGCCGAGCUCCUGGUCGAGCUGCUCCAGGGCAAAGAGGCAGAGGAAGCGUAUCAGGUCCUCUCUGCCAGGAACCCGGGGGACGUCAAGUGGAAGCAUCCUGGGUUCCAGGACUCGCUGACUUCCCUGGCGAAGGCCUAUGUGCAACAACACAAAGACUUGGAAACGCGGGAAUCACCCGCCUGGAGAGCACUCAACCGCCUUGCGCAUCCCCCUGCCGUCUGUCAAGAACCAGAAUAUGACCCCGUAACUCGGAUGCUGGAAGCCACGUUGGAGAGGCCUACAGAAGAAGAGAAAUCCGACACGCCAGCCCCACGGCUGGUAAGGCCGGCCUCGGCUCCUGCGAGCCAUUUCCCGGGUCCUCGCACCUCCGGUGAGCUCGCUGCGAGCUUGUUUCGCCCCAAGAGCGAGAUCGAUUCUGUCCUGCCGCGCCCGAGGCUUGUUUCGAGCCCGGGAGCGGUUGGAACUUUCCCAGGAACGCCCGGUCCAGCAGGUUCCGUAGGGAUGCAGGGUUUACACGCCUUCCGACCCUUUCAUGCUGGAGCCUACACUGAUCCGGGACCUCCGGCCCUCGAUGAAACUUCAAAAGCUCUGCAGACAAUCGCAAAAGUUAUGGCGGCGAAGGAAGACCCAGCUGCCCAAGAUCGAGGGAAGCUGUCCUCGAUCGGCAGAACAGAGGAGAGGAUGCUGUACCUGGCUAGAGGGUGCGACACGCUGACGGUGCACCUUGGGGAAGCCACGGUCGGAAAGGAGCUGUACCACGCCCUAAAGUCUGUAGCGACGCAGAACCGGCCCUUGUUGAGAGAAAUCAGCUUCCCGGUGAACAUUACCAACCGCAUCGCCUUUGGGGCCGCUUCCCUCAGUUUCGGGGGCAAAGGUAAUCCGCCUGACUAUUGCCUCACUGUGGCCGAUUUUGCCCAGACCUCGGAGGAGGAGUUUGACUUGUUUAGCCCGCCUGGGGAUAACAAGCUGGAAAAACGGGCGCGGAACCCUACUACUCUGUCCAAUUGGUACCGAAAUGCUCUACGCCAAGCUUGGGCCAUGGCAUGUAUCCUGGGGGCAGAGUACUAUGGCAGUUGGGAGAAGGCUGCGGCACAACUCCUUAAGUUUGGGGAAGAAUAUGCCCAUGCGUGGCCGUUGCACUCGGUCAUGAGUGUGUGGGAGGAGCUCUGGGCUCGCUUCACGGAAGAGUUAAGAGCGCUCGAUCGAAGAGCCAGGCGGGAAAUGCAAGACGAGAGCCCUAGCUUUGACCGUCUUCGGUUUUUCGCCACCUCCCCCGGGGACAAUGGCGAACCCUGGCUCCGGCUGCCUCAAACUUUCGACCUUCAGGCACCAGGAGAGUACUUCCAAACGGAUAUUGUUCCUCGCCAACAGCGCAUGUUGGAUCGUGCUUGCUGGUCAAUGGCCCUUAAGAGACCGUCCCCACUCACUGGCGGACGAGCUGGAGCUGAAGAUAUCGGCGGACCAGACAAAGCGCAACCGGCCGCUCCCAACCCUAGGAACUCACGGGCUGGAAGCAAAGGGAGUGCCCCGGGCGCUGGCACCGCCGUCAAGGAACCCGCCCCCCUCCUGGGAAAUGCUUUGACCAGCAAGGAGGCGGGCCGCUCCAUGGAUCACCGCCCGAAAGACAAAGACGGGAAGUAUCUGUGUUGGGAUCACUUUUCCCACCGCAAAUGCAACAAGGGAAAAGAUUGCCCGCAUUCGCACCAUGGCAACGUGCCACGCUGGGAUACUCUCGAUUGGAGCGUGCAGAUGCAACUCUUGCGACGAGGCGGGCAUCCCGCCCGUCCGAAACUCAGAGGAGACCAGGUGGACGCUGCCAUCGAAUCCAUCCGAAAGGAGCAAGCCCAGAAGCUAGAGUCCAACAUUCAGGAAGGCAAAAGGGCGAAAGAAAUGGCUAAGCGGACCGGGGGUCCUCCUCCUCAGGAUGCCUCGACCCAAUACCGGGAAGACACCCGAGCUGGCUGGACCCCAGCGCCAGCGGCGCUAGCCAAUUUCGCCGCCACUGAUAUGGAAGAUCCCCUUGCUCGACUUAUGACAGGAGAAGCUGCUGCAAGUUGGACUCUCGACCACGCGCCCCCCGCUGUGCGCACGGUCACUUACCGGGAGCCACCCGACUCUGCCAUGAUCCAAGCCAAGCGUCACUGCAUGGACGAGAUUGACAGCUGCGGCCUUCUCCCAGAUCUACCCCAGCACCUGGGCAUCUAUCUGCGCAACCGGCUGACAGCCGUCAAUGACCGGGCUCCAAACGCUCACGAUGUUCAAGAAUUCCUUGAGGACGCUAUUCGAGAAGGCAGUGCAGAACUUGCUUCAGAAGCUACUGACUAUCUCCAUAAUCACCCCGACACGCAUGUUGGGUCGCGAGAGGGACGCGGAGCAUUGGGGCAAUUCUCAGCACACGGCUUCGACGGGUACUCUUGGGCGACCUUUCGCUGGAGAGACGGUGACCAUGCGGUCUAUGACUACGGCGACCAGCUCGCACCCGUGCAUCCUGAGCUGCAACCUCUGGAAUGCCCCAAACCAGAGACGGAGCCCCGACAGUGCUUCUACCUGCAUGUGGCCGCUGGCCUUCUGGCCCAUACCAUGAAUCGUGUGCCUGCUCUCUCCGAGGUCCGCCUCAAAGCGGCAGCCUUACAGGAGGAAACUUUCCGCCUGGCGAUGGCUUGCGCGGACAACUUGGGCCCGGAACCUGACGUUUGCACUCAAGCUGAAGACGACUUGCGCAUCUUCGUGCACGACGCUCUCUUCUUCGGCCACGACAAGGAUUACCGGUGCCUGGCGGCCUUUCCCUUGCCAGAGGCCGCGGACGUCUCGUUUUGUCUUGUCCGCAUGGACGCUUGGAACCGCACCUCUUGCGAAGUCAUCCAGGGGGCCCACAGUCGUUCCGACCCGAAGUCCCUUAUCUGGCUCCUGGUUCACCAGGGCCACAUGCGGUUACUCCUCCCGGAAGUCACGACUUCUAUCCCGGACAACGUGCGGAUUGUCACUGCUGCUGGCUGGGAAGUCCACCUGGAAGCGGCCGCCGAGCACGGGGCGCGUCAUCGCGCCCGUGCCCCGAAACCAUGCCCGCGCUGCCAAGAUGACCCUAUGCGCCGUACCGGCGUCACCACCGGGGUGUUCGGCUUGUACCCUUUUCCCGCUGAGACGGCUGCCUUAGAUUUCCGGGCAGGAGCAUCUUGGUGGGAAGUCGACGAACCCCCCUCCGAACAAUGGGCCCGCGAGGACCUGCAGGAGCUCUUCCCUGGCCAACAACUCCCUGAGCCAGGCCAACCGCUCCAUUUUUUGGGGAUAUACGUUGACGCUCUCGGUUGGGACAACACCCCGGACGCGCCGGUUGGCGCCGCCCUUUUUGUCGGUCCGGCCACUAGCCGCAACUUCUGCGAUGGCCGUGUGCGCUCUCUUCUUCGCGCAGCUCUCACUCUCUUGCGCCCUCGCCACGUGUGGGUCCUCCUGCCCCGCACGGGCCUCGGCCGCGGGCCUGAGUCUUCCACCAGCGCCUUGGGGUCUUCUGCCCACCAUCCCGUGUGGAAAGAUCCCGCGGCCAUCCAGCUUCUUUCGCCAUUUCACCGGGUUCGCCUUCCAGCUUCGCCCGUUGACCCCAUGACUGCGGCGCUUUGUGGACCGUCCCCGGCCGCCUACUUGUGCCUGAAAACCACCUCUUCGGCGCUGGCUAUUGCCGUUGGGUCGCCCUCAUCGGAGUUGCCGCAUUCCUCUCCCCUCGCCUCCGUCCUCUUCGACGGCGCUGAGGCGUGUUUCGCGCCCGGCGCCGGCUUGCGACGGGCGGGGGGCGCCCCCUUUGUGGUUCAAGGGGGCUGCACUUCCUCGGGGGGGGGAGGGGCCUCUUCGUUCUCUAACUUGGGCAAAGACUUCCAUGGCUUGAAAGGCCCCCUGGCGCGGCCGCUAGACCCGGCAGUCGAGCAGGCGACAAAGGAAUAUCUGGAUUUCUUCCGAAACCGAGCUUUCUCCGCUGAACAUUUCGCGUCUGCUGCUCAGAAAGGAUCGGCUCUUCUGGCAGCAGCCGGUGGAUGGCAAGAAGCCCUCCGGGCUAUCCGCAGGGUCUGGGUGCAGGAACGAGGUGAUCACAUGUCUGGUCUGCAUAGUGACUUCUUUGAGGGGCUGGUUCACCCGGCAGUUUUAGAAAGGGCGAGGCAUGUGGCUAUCUGGGGAGUCGAGGCAUCUGCUGACUUAGAGGAAACUACUCGGACCAAGAGUGCGCCUCACCCGAGCUUGAAGGAACACCUCGACGAAGCUGCUGCGCAACUCUGGGACGACGCCAGCAAAGGCCGUUCCCUGCUCUGCUUCGACACCGGCAAGGGCUUGGAAGGGGUUGUGUCAGUCCCAAUGGCCAGGGUCCCCAAGAUGAAUCCAGACCGCACGGUCUCCGAUAAGGGUAGGGUCAUCUGGGACGCCACGCCGGUGAACAGGUACUGUCACAAGUCCCGGCACCCGCCUGCGCUCCAACCACGACACCAGGAGGUCGCCAGAGCAAUACUGUGGUGGAAGCUUCGGUACCCUAGGAUCCGAAUCCUGUUCAGCAAAAAGGACGUAUCCGAAGCCUUCAAGUGGAUCCCGGUUCGGCUAGAGGACUCCAAGCUUUUCGCUGCAGAUCUUCCAGCUGAAUACAGCAAUACUCAGGAAGGCAUCACCAUAGUCUAUGGGUUUUUGACUUUUGGCUGGUGCGGUGCGCCCGGAGAGUACAUGCACUAUGCUUGGGUCAUUAAACUGGCUCACGAAGCCUUCGCGCCCGAAAACUCCAGGUGGGAGGAUACAGUCCCAUACCAUUCUUUCGUCCUCAUGGACGACACGGUGCUGAUCGAACCCGAGAUUGGGCUGAGACCGGAAACCUCGGUGGCACUGACGGAGCAUCUGACUCGUGCUGUUCUUGGGGAUGCCAGCAUCAACGAAGGAAAGGAUUGGCUUGAGGGACGGUUGGAAACUCGCAAACUUAUUUGGGGGCUCAUUUACGAUACCCAAACCAACACCCGAAGCCUGCCAAGUGCCAAGCUGGAGAAGGCGUAUCACCUCCUGCACUUGCCUGACUUUGACAGUGGAUGCACUCAUGUCUCGCUGCGCCUCAUCCAAGAAUUGAGAGGCAACCAGCAGUUUUGGUUGGCGGUGCUCCCGGGCCUGAGCCCGUAUUUGGGGUGUACAAAUGACCUCCUUGGCCCUGCGGACCCGCAGGGCCAGGCUCGAGCCAAAGGGGAUGAGAAGCAACAAAGAGAGACUUGGAACCGAUUUUGGGAGGCUAUUGAGCUUCAACGUUUGUUGGUGGACGUCAGCGCCUCUUGGGAGGUAGCAAUUGUCGAGCCCGCGAGCCUCGUUUGGCAACGGAUCCGCUACUUCUGCGGAGGGGAAGAGGGAACUGACGAGGAGCAGUCGGGACCGUACUCCGAGGAUCGAACCGAUCCCGAAGAUGGUCUUCUGAUCUCACUCGCCGAGCUCCUCGCCGUGGUGUCACUCGCCUGCACCCGCUGGACUGCUUGGAGGGGAAAGAUUGUGAUUUACGCGGGGGACAACCAGAACGUUAUCUCCUGGCUUGAGAAAAGACAGGUGCUCUUGGGGACUCUCGACAAAGGUUGGACUCGAAGGGCCCUCCUUUGGGAUGGAAUGGACCAUGGAGAUAAGGCUGCAGCCCUCCAGUUAGGGCUCCGAAGGCAUCCAGAGGGUCCGAAUAAGCACCCGUUUCCGUUGAAAGAAGGUCUGGUGUGCGCUGAGAUUGGAGAGGCCGGCCCUUAUGAAAUCGAGCUUGUCUCCAAGGGGCUUAUCGUCCAGAGACACACCCUGGAAGAGGCAAGCCACCGAGAAUGUACCCCGGAGCGGUACGUGUGCCUUUUCCACCCAGGCGGCAGAGGCGAAGUGGCUACGGCUGCUCGCUUCGCCGAGCUUGCUGUGAGGUGGGAGCCGGAAGGAGUCUGGGUCGAUUCCAUCACCUCUCAUGGCCCCAGAGCAGCCGAAAGAAUUCUGGAGGAUGCAGGAUGGCAUACCCGUGUCUUCCAAGUCAGCGGCCGCACUCUCCAGGAUCAGUGCUGGUGGAAGCGAUGGAUACUGAUGGCGGUUCCCGCAGAAAAGCGCCUGCCUCCAGCACCCUGUCUUACGCUCGACGCGGAACCCGCUACGCCACCCUUGCACACUUACCCCACUGAAUGGUUGUUGGAAGACAAGAAGGUACCAGACGCCACCUGGAAAACUGGUCGCCUGAAGCUGGACAGCGCUAUGCCGCACCUGGGUCAGGCUACUCCAAAGCCUCGAGGGCUCAUGGGUACCCCCCGCAGCCUGGCUCUGGUAGCGGGCCGUUGGGCGAGCGCUCUGGGGACGGAUCGGGGCGCCAGCGGUAGUUGCUUUGAGCCCGAACAGUCCAGCGCUGCUGAGGCGAAGGCUGAAAGUCGGGAGGCGGACGAAACUCCCGAGGCUUGCUUCGAGCCCGGGAACUCAGAUUCUGAAAGAGUCGGAAUUUGUUCGCUCCCGUGGGAAGAUAAGGCGCGAGCGGCGCUCAUGGCCUGGCUCCAAAGCAGAGGUUGGGAGGUGGAGCGGAGGGCCGGAGGCACCAAGCGCCGUAAGAAAAAGGAAGAGGACUGGAGUACCCAGUUCUCGAAAGCCCUCGCCUCCUGCCUCAGACACGAAGCAGGAAGUGCCGAGUGCCACAUCACGGAGGAUGGAUGGGUCACGAUGGACCACCUGAGAGGGUACCUCCGUGCGAAGCUCCGAUGGCCGGAAAGGUACCUCACUGAGGAGGCGGUUCGGGCCGAAGUGGAAGGCAACUGGAAACAGCGCUUCGUGGUGCGAACAGAUGAGAGCACCGGAAGGAGCUGUGUGGCAGCCUGGUCCGGGCACACCAUACCAGGGGUCGUCGGACCAGGAGUGUUGGUCGAACCCUCCGAAGUCCCUGCCCUGCUUGUGCAUGGCUCAUACCACAAGCACACGGCCAGCAUUGUGCAAAGUGGGCUGUCAGCAAGCCGCAGAAUGGUUCACUUGGUUGACCCGGAACGGGCAUCAAACAAGUGGAGGGCCGACCUGGAGACGAGAGUGCCCGUCGAUACGCGGAAAGCCCAGGAGGCCGGAGUUUCUUUCAGAGUGACGGGUAACGACGUCUGGCUGGCCGAUACCGACAUCCCGCCUGAAGCCUUGGGAAAGGUCGUCGCAUGGACGACUGACGAUUUUUGGUUCGCUUCGGAAAGCACUCGCGCCCGAGCCCGACCCGAGCAGGCGUCGCCAGUGCCCUCCUACAAGACAGGCGCCGCGGGAGCUGCAGGCUCUGGCUCAAGGCUCCCCGCCUGGCCGCCCGGCAGCCUUAAGCAGGAACAGGACCUAAAGGAGGGCCUUGCUCAGACCGCGACCGGUUUGGCGUCGGCUGUUGCCGGGCUCAAGGUGGAAGAGGGAGAAGAGGAGGUCCAGGUGGACCCACGAACCUUGGAACCGACCGUCGUCACGCUCUCCGAAGCAGAUUGGAACUUAUCGGAAGAGAGUGACACGGGCCCGGAAGAGCCCCCAGCACCCGCGACCCGAACAGUGAUGAAAGAAGGCGACCGAGGAUCGGCCGAGGCGGAAAUCAAGCUCAACCCCGGCUUGAUUGAGCGGGAAGAAAGGCAAGAAGUUGCCGAGGAGCAUCAGGAUCCAGAACCCGGCAAAGGAGGCCCCAAACCAGGGCGUCUCGAACCCAAACAUGAGCAGGGUGCGGAACCCGAGGGCCUUCCCCUGGAACGGGUCAAACCUCCGCCCGCAGAGGAUUCAGAGGAGGACUCGCCCAUCGGGCUCCCCGCAAGGUAUCGGCCGGUUGGUAGAGUAGAGCCCGGGCAACCCCAGGAGGAGCGAAAACUGGUCCCGGCGCAGGGUCUCAAGCUUGGCACGGGAAAGGUCAAACUGCUCCAGGCCCUCGCUGAGGCCGACACUGCCAACUGGGAGAACCUCCAAAGUGCCUUGAAGGAAGCGGAAGGGUCGGGAGGCGAGAAAGCAGCUCUAGUUGAAGACCUGGAACGCCUCACCCAGCAGCGAAAGGAAGCCGCCGAAGGAAUCAAGGAAGCCCUUGAAGCUGAGACGCACAGGGUUCGCCAAUGUGAAGAAGAAGACUCCCGGUAUCUGGAAACUCUGGAUAGCCAGGGCGAGUACAUGAGAAAGCUUGAACGAUUCAACCCAGCUCGACCCUCCAAGACCGCCAAGGUCCUUAGUUCGGACCGUCUCACUUCGGAAAUUGAAGCAGGAGUCAGCGUCUGGGUGGCGCGCCGCCGAGAAAAGGCGCGUUUGCGGGCCCAGGCUCACAGGGAGGGACUUCAGAGAGGCGCCCCUUCGGAAGGAAGCACCAAGCACGAACCAAUCGAAACACCCGAGGGAGCCGAAGAAGCACGACAGCAGGCGGCUCGGAGGGAGAUAGCUGAGUUUCGGGAACAUCUGAGGGAACAAGGAAGGGGGGCGGCGCCCAAAUACCGUAGGGCACCGGACUCCCGCCAAAGAAAAGCCACGAAGAAGAGAAACCGGGCUGCAAAGGAAGCGGAAGCUCGGGCUGUGCCGGAGGGAGCCUUGUCGCCCACGCGCAAUGAUGAUGCGGAGCGUGACACCAACCACGCGAUCGCACAUUUCCAUGGGCAAGAGAACGACCAUGCUAUGGUCCUCGCUGGGGCUAGGUUGCCCCCAAAUUUAGUUUCCGAGGGGACAGCUCUGCUCGGCCUCGUUCUCCUCACCGGAAUUCUUUUAGGCCUUGCCUGGGGAUCAUGCCGACGCAGCCUUGCCCACAGUCCCGCAAGGACCGACCCAUUGGCUCUCUCGCCAAGGGACAACCUUCCCAGAGCCCCCCACCGGCAUGAAGUUGCGGCUGGCAGGCACGCCUCAACCAGUAGCGCCACGGAGGUCCACCGUCGCGGUAGCCGAGGCUCGACUUCGAGCCCGGCACCGGACAAUCCUCGGCGAAGGAGCCCGCGCCCGUCCCAAAGGGGUCUUGACCGCCGCAGAGCAAACUGGCACAAAGAAGGUUGCCCCCGCACGGAUGCUUCUACCCUUUGGCUUGAAGCAUGCAAAGACUGCGUGACCAUCUCCGAAGUCGAUGACUACCAGGGGAGCGUGGAAGCCACCUGGAGCGGGGCCCGCUGGCACAAACCGCGGUGUGGGCAUACCCGAGGAAGGAACGUGGUGCGAUUCGCCCCUUGCCAAGAGUGUGCAAGAGUUGCCGCACCGUCCCAGUCUCGUGGCUCGAUACGAGGCCCAGGGCGCAACAACGAUGCUGAAAGGGACACGAAUCACGCCAUCGCGCAUUGGCUCUUGCUGGCGGUGGCACUGGGUCUGUACCUGGCUGGGGUCUGCUGGCACUGGGGUGAACCUUGCGGGGACCCACAAGAAGGUCAGGAAAAGACCCGUGUGGGGGGUCCUAGGGGCCGCAAGGUCCGAUUCGAACCCUACCACGAGUCCCUCGCGGCUGCCGGAUCUCCUACCAGUCAAGCCACGGGUAAGAAACAGAGUCUCGAGAAGCCGAGGCGGCUGGGUAGCCCUCAGGCUGCUAGGGCGGCGCAAGGGACGACUGGACCCAAGCUGGGCCUACGCUUGAAAUGCAAAGAAGAUUAUCACGAGGAAGCCAUUCGUGUCGCUCUUGAUCGCCUCGCCAUCUCCACCCGGCGGACUUAUGAAUCUCAACUCAAGUGGUGGAGGCUUUUUUGCGCUCGUAGAGGAGUCAGUUGGAUUCUCACUGGCCCCUCAAGCAAUAAGACAGAAGAAACACUCCUCAUCGACUUUCUCCUGCACUGUGCCUGCAAUGAAGGGCGCGCACCGGGAACGCUGAAGCUUCGGCUGGCCGCAGUGCGCAGCGUCCACCUUUCACUCGGCAUGGAAGAUCCCUUGGAAGGCCGAGGAAGAGUUGCCAUGGCACUGGCAGGCCUACGAAGGCGUUACAAGGUUCCUGAAAGGAGGGCGCCAGUGACCCCCAGGAUGCUCAACUAUCUGCAUGAUCGCCUCCGUGGCUCGUCUUCGAGCCCGGAGUCUGUGCUCCUGUGGGCUGGGAUCUGCCUUGGGUUCUUCUUUCUGUUGAGGGCCUCUGAAUUCCUUCCCCUUGGUUACCUUCCUCUCUCGAGACACCUGAAGGGCCACCAGGUACUGCUGUACUCCCAUGGUAACCUGUGCACUAUCAGCAACCUGGCAGAGGCCGACGAAGUUCGGGUCAAGCUCGUCGGCAGCAAGGCCAAUUACAACUUGGAGACAAAUCGCAAUCACUACCGGACUGGAAACCAAGUCUGCCCAGUAGAGUCGGUUGUCCAGCUGUUCCAGAAAUUUCCGGAGAGAUAUCUGGGCGGCUGCGAAGCCACGGAGCCACUCUUUAGAACUCCCUCGGGAGAGGGAAUCCAAAGGGAAGCGAUUCAGAUGCUGCUGAGAGAAGCCGCUUGCCAAUGUGGUGUGGGCGGAACCAUUGGUUCGCACUCAUUACGUUUUGGUGGUGCAAGCGCGCUAUGGACGGCAUUCAAAGACGCAUCUGUUGUGAGAAGGCCCGAGGCGCGUUUCGCGCCCGGGCAGUUGCCCUUGCAAGUGCCGAAAUGGCGGGAGGGGGAUGAGCCCAAGGGGCAAAGACCUUUUCAGAAUUACCGUAAGAAGUUGGAGCCUGACGAGGGAGGUAGGUUGCGUGUCACUUGCUUCGCCUUUGCAGUGGAGAUCUCCGAUUGUUACAGGGACCUUGCCGAGUUGACCGAGGAAUGUCAGGUUGUCGUGGACCAUGCGGAGCUGCCCUCAGAUGUCACCAUUGAAAAAUUGUGGCUGAAUCUUGACAGGAAAGUGGGCAUUGAACUGCCCUGGGAAAAAGGAAUGUUGUUCCCUGGAGAUGAGAAUGCGUUGUAUCGACACUUUUGCUUGGAGAGAGAGUCAGGGAGCCCUUCGAGUACUUCACAACCACCCGCCAAGAGGCCCAAUUCUUCUGCAAUCCAGGGAGCCUCUCCAUUCACGGUGAAUGAACUCAAGAUCCUACACAACGUCCUGGUUUCAGAGGACGAGGACAUCUGGGAUAGGAUGAUGGCAGGUGCAACUUUGUGUGCAGUUUACAGCAGGAGUCGUUGGAGCGAUUUGCAACACUCCGAAGCCAUGUUGUCAGACCCAAAUCAAUGGGACCCUUGCUUCAUUGAAUUCACCGUCAAAGAGCACAAGACAAAGAGGGCAAAUGCAUGGGUGGAAGGUUUCUUACCAGCCGUUGCAGUAGCACAUGGGGUCACCUCAGACAACUGGGGCAGAACUUGGCUCGUUGUGAGAGAUUGCAUUGGUGGUGAAAUUUCAGCAGGUUUCCCAGUCAUGCCUGCCCCUGGCGGUGAUCAUCAACCCACAAAGCGUCCCAUAACCUCGGAUGAGAUGGGGAAGUGGGUCAGAAUGUUGCUUGAAAGGCAUGGGGCCGACCUGACAAGCAGAAAGAUUACAUCACACUCAUGCAAGAGUACCAUCUCGUACAUGGCGAAGUUUGGGUGCGACAUCACAACGAGGGAGAUCUUGGGGGGACAUGUGAGUCACCUCAAGAGUGUCCUGACUUACAGCAGGGAUGGCUUGGCGGGACCGCUGCGUGAGUUGGAGAAGGUGCUGCUGUCGAUCAGGCAGAACAAGUUUUGUCCAGACGCAUCCAGGUCUGGAAGGUUCAAUGAUGCUUGCAAAAUCGAAGAUUGCGAGAUAGCUGGACAAGUGGCGCCUGAUGGGGCUGCUGGUGUCAUCUCAGUGGCAGACAGGCCUAACGAAGCUCUGUCAGUGGAUUCCGACUCAAGCACUGAUGGAGACAGCGAUACAGACUCUUCUUCUGACGAGGAGGCAAGCAACCUUGUGCGAGCUGCCAGGUUGGUGAAAUGCCCCACCGCUCCAGUGGGACUCACCUUGCUGUUCCAUUUGCUGGAAAGCUGCCCGGACAAAGUUGGGCUCCAGGCUUGUGCAGCCUUGAAAUUGAGCGUCCGACUUCAGCUGGUAUAA
Messenger RNA from Cladocopium goreaui, 13467 nucleotides. The record is from the annotation of a GenBank genome assembly. NCBI's taxonomy places the organism in Eukaryota, Dinophyceae, Suessiales, Symbiodiniaceae.